Osmerus eperlanus (European smelt) is the source of this 5086-nucleotide messenger RNA. It is a transcript of the gene col4a6, whose product is annotated as collagen, type IV, alpha 6. Bases 1 to 3348 code for a protein of 1115 amino acids. The transcript has 25 exons. Gene Ontology annotation, cellular component: collagen trimer. Gene Ontology annotation, biological process: extracellular matrix organization. NCBI's taxonomy places the organism in Eukaryota, Metazoa, Chordata, Actinopteri, Osmeriformes, Osmeridae. Gene Ontology annotation, molecular function: extracellular matrix structural constituent conferring tensile strength. The record is from RefSeq and is a predicted model, not a curated record.
AUGGAGGGAGAUGGGGGCUACAGCUCCAUCGGAGAGAAGGGUUUCCCAGGGUACCCCGGGGCAAAGGGUCGAGCGGGAGAGCCAGGCGAGGAUGGCAUCGGCUACCAGGGCGCAGUCGGGACACGAGGGUUGCCUGGUGACCCAGGGUACAACGGGUUACCAGGGCAACCUGGCCUACCUGGACCUCUAGGUGACACCAGCUGUAUGCAGGAUAAUGAGGUCUCCUUCACAGAGGGAGGGGCAACGAUACCGUGCCGUAUUCCCGGUGAGGGCGGAGACCCGGGAUAUCCAGGUGUGCCGGGAGCGCCAGGUCCUAAGGGGCAGCCAGGCCUGCCUGGGGGUCCAGGUCGUCCAGGGUUUGAUGCGCAGAAGGGAGAGAGAGGAGAGCCUGGCUUUGGAGGACAACCAGGCCCACAGGGUUUCCCAGGCCCCAGAGGGGACGCUGGGGGCCCAGGUAUCCCAGGAGGAGGGGGUCUCGGGGCCCCAGGGAAGGAUGGGCUGCCGGGAAGGCCUGGUCAGAAGGGCCAGCCUGGGGAGGUGCUGGGGGCCAGCUCUGGGGCCCCAGGACUGAAUGGUCUCCCUGGGGGCCCGGGGGAGAAGGGCCUGCCUGGAGACUCAGGACUUCCUGGAGGACCCGGUUUCGACGGGCGUUCCGGCGUUCCCGGAGCCAAGGGCGAGCGAGGUCUGGACGGCUACCCCGGCGCCACCGGCCUCCCCGGUCUCCCUGGAGACGACCGAGUGGGAGGACUUCCUGGUUCCCGGGGUCCAGCAGGGCCCAAAGGAUUCCCCGGAGCACCAGGUUUCCCUGGUGGGAAGGGAGCCAGAGGCGAUGUUGGAGCCCCAGGGCCUGCGGGCAUGAAGGGCGCCUCAGGCCAGCCUGGGCUGAAUGGGCCUCCAGGACUCAGGGGGCCCCCGGGACCUCCAGGACUUGGAACCAGGGAUGGCAUCCCUGGCGUGCCCGGACGGAAGGGCGAAAGGGGCUUCCCCGGAUUGGUGGGCUUCCCCGGAACCCCUGGGACCCCCGGGGGCCCUGGUCGCCCCGGGGGGAAAGGGUUGCCUGGAGGUCUGGGGAGGGAUGGAGAACCGGGAUACUACGGAGCCAAGGGACUCAAAGGUGACCGUGGUUACCAGGGUCCCCCAGGGCCCCCCUCCAUCCCCUCCAGGCAGGAGUACGUGGAGAAGGGGGAUAACGGGGACAGUGGGGCCAGCGGCCUGCCCGGCUUCACCGGACCUCGAGGUGACAAGGGUUUCCCAGGCCAGCCUGGCCGCCAGGGUCUUCCAGGCCUCCCAGGGUUCAGUGACCAGAGUAAGGGGGACCCAGGCCAGCCUGGCCGCCCCGGCCCCCCAGCUCCCCCAGGAUUCCCUGGUCUCAAGGGGGCCCCUGGCAUCAUAGGCUUCCCUGGCUCAACUGGACCCAGGGGCGAUGACGGAGGACCUGGUUUCCCUGGCAACCCCGGAAGCCCUGGCCAGCCCGGAGGCAAAGGUGAAAGAGGAGAAACUCUAGCCUACACAGGCGCUCCCGGAGCCAAGGGCCAGCCAGGAGAGCCCGGGUACCCAGGUGGGCGGAGUAACGAUGGGGCCCCCGGCGACAACGGUUACCCAGGAGGGCCUGGGUUCCCUGGACAGAAGGGAGCCCCUGGAGAGCCUGGGAGGCCUGGACUACAGGGUACUCCUGGUUUCCCUGGCCCGAAGGGCCUGGACGGCUACCCAGGAGGCAGAGGUCUGGAUGGGCCCGGAGGUCAGCCUGGGGGCCCUGGGGCUUCCGGAGACAAAGGUCUAUCUGGGUCUCCUGGCCUGGAUGGGCUCAACGGUCUGGGAGGACCUAAAGGACCUCCCGGAAACCCAGGUCAGUCUGAGGGGGGUCGUCCAGGGACCCCUGGGGCGAACGGGCUGAAGGGUGAGAGAGGAUCCUCCUACCCAGGACCGCCUGGCUACACUGGGGGCAAAGGAGAGAGGGGAGUGCAAGGUGGUCCUGGGCAUACAGGGUUCCCUGGUCUCCCUGGCCCCCGGGGAGAGACCGUAGACUCUGUUAUCCCUGGACCUCUCGGUGACCCUGGCCUACCUGGUCUGGAUGGGGCGCAAGGUUUCAGUGGACCUCCAGGCCAAGCAGGGCCCCCCGGCCCCGGUACGGCCCAGGGAGACAGAGGUGACUCUGGGCUGCCAGGCUUCCCUGGCACCCCUGGGAGGAAAGGAGACCCUGGAACCCCCGGAGGCCCCGGACUGAACGGAAACCCUGGGGCCAAAGGCCUGAGAGGCGAUGCUGGGUACAGCGGAAUCCCAGGAAGCCCUGGGUAUGGUGGAGACCCUGGAUACUUUGGAGGCAAAGGGCUCAAGGGUCCGAAAGGUCCUCCUGGGCGUAAGGGCCUCCCUGGCAUCAGUCUCCCACCCAGGGACUACUCCAAGCCCUUCGGGGACCAGGGCAUCCCGGGCCAGAAAGGACUUCCAGGAAUCCCCGGAGAACCCGGCCAGCCUGGCCUACCAGGGAGAGGAGGUCCUAAGGGCAGGCCCGGCGGGGCAGGGACCCUGGGGAGGGGAGGUUCUCCCGGGCUGGACGGACCUGUAGGAGAAGCUGGACCUCCUGGGUUCCCCGGAACCUUCGGAUUGCAAGGCGAGUCGGGUUCCCCCGGCCUCCAGGGCCCCCCCGGCAGCGUGGGCCGCAGCAGCAGCAUCGGCUACACCCUGGUGAAGCACAGCCAGACCAGCCAGGUGCCCAUGUGCCCCCAGGGCAUGACCAAGCUGUGGGAAGGCUACAGCCUGCUCUACGUGGAGGGACAGGAGAAAGCCCACAACCAGGACCUGGGUCUGGCCGGCUCCUGCCUCCCUCGCUUCAACACCAUCCCCUUCCUCUACUGCACACCCAGCGAGAUCUGCUACUACGCCUCCCGCAACGACAAGUCCUAUUGGCUGUCCACCACGGCGCCUAUCCCCAUGAUGCCGGUGGUGGAGGAGGAGAUCCGGCCGUACAUCAGCCGCUGCUCCGUGUGCGAGGCGCCGUCGCAGGCCGUGGCCGUGCACUCUCAGGACCAGACCAUCCCCAUGUGCCCCGCCGGCUGGAGGAGCCUGUGGAUAGGACACUCCUUCCUCAUGCACACAGCGGCGGGUGCGGAGGGCGGUGGCCAGUCCCUGGUGUCCCCGGGCUCCUGCCUGGAGGACUUCCGGGCCACGCCCUUCAUCGAGUGCAACGGCGCCAAAGGCACGUGCCACUACUUCGCCAACAAGUACAGCUUCUGGCUGACCACCGUGGACCCCGACCGGCAGUUUGAGCACUCCACCACCCCCGACACCCUGAAGGGAGGCCUGGAGAGGUCAAGGGUCAGCCGCUGUCAGGUCUGCAGCAAGCUCCUGUGAGGGAGGAGGAGGGUCGUGAGGGCUGGAGGAGGAGGAGGGGAGGAGGAGAAGAGGAGGAGGAGGAUGUGUGAGAGACUGGUGCAUCGAAUGAGGAGGAGGUGGUAUGCCCCGGAGAGAUAAGGAGGAGGUGGUAUGCCCCGGAGAGAUAAGGAGAGAGAGAAGGAUGACGAGGCGAUAGGAAAUACAAACAAUGACUGAAUAUGCACCCCUCUCGUUCACGUGGGCUGGGGUUAGCUCCGGGAAGAGAGAGAGAGUUGUGGAGGAGGGAAAGAUAGAGGGGUGAUGGUUGGAUUGUUAAACACUAGAUUAUCGUGGUGCUAUUACCUUUUUGUUGUUGUUCUGUGUCUCUUUGUUUUUUUUUGUUUUUUUUUUUCGCUUAUUAUUUCUUUUCAUUUUUCGUUUUCGAAUUAUUGUUCCCAGCUACCUCUGGGAAUGUGUGCACCCAAACCCACACCUACCCCAACCCCUACCCCCACCCCCUACCAUACCCCACUAGGCACUGAUCCAGCCCCUAUAUGUCCGGGCUUCUGUACAGAACUCAAAACCCCAUAUGGAGCCUUAGAUGUGUUCUGUCUGAACUGAAAUGGUUCUCCCUGGAACCAUGUUCCACAGAGCCUUCCACUCAAGAACAACUCACCACAACGUUUCACGAGUGUGUCUUCGACAAAACCAUAUGACGUACUCCAUGACACAGUGUCUGUGAUGGGUAGAGCUUGCCUGUGUGCUACAGUGUCAACACUCUCACCCUCGUAGUUCACUUUCACCUUCACCUUUCAACCUCCCUCAUCGGGAGGUUGAAAGGUGAAGCCCUCUUUUCAUGGGGUCAAAGGUCGAACGUCGACCAUGACAGCAGCGACCCUGGUCUGCCGGGGCUUCUGCUGCGGACGGAUCGGAUGUGUAGGUGAGCGUGUUGCACUGACGCGGACUAUCCGCACAGGUGAGACUCCUCCAGACUUCUUUAUGUCUCACCUGCCCACUUCCCCUCAAGUUUUUACUUAGUCACCGUAGCAACGGCCUGCAAACCUGGUAGGGCUCCGCUGACUGUCAUUCAAGCACACACACAGACACAUACCCACACACACACACACUCUUACCAUCAACGACUGGCCCCACUGGCUGGUCUCUGAGGCCCAACGGAGUGGUCAGAACUCUAGAACACUCGAGAAGACGUCGAGCAUUCUAGAAGCCGAGGACGCUAAACGGCCAGGUGAUUUGAAGCGCUGCCCCUUCGUUGACAUCCUUGUCGUCAGCGUGGCUGACCGGUCUCACUGACAAACCUCCGCUACCUCUUUUCCCCCUUAAGAACCUGUUGUGACCAAAAUGUGGGUUUCCAAAGCCUACCCUCUAUCCUAUACUAGAGACAAAUUGACCUGAUAGGAAGGAGUACACACACACACACACACACACCUGCGCUAGAAUGUUUAUUAUUGUACAUAUGCUUAUGACACAUCACAUCAUGUCAUUUUACAGAGCAACACCUGUUUAGGAAGCAUAAGUGACCUUUAACCUCUGAUCUGGGACCAGGUAUGUUAUCAGGUAUAUAUUCACCUCUGUUAUCUGUAAAACGUGUGGAAUGGGGGUGGUCUGAUCUCAGAUCUGUCCUUAAGGUCGUUAAGAUUCUGAUUGGACGGUAUUAGAUGUACAAGGUGCUGGGUGUCUCUCGUUUAACCACUAUGACCACUAUGUGAAGCACACAGAAAACACCUCUCAGUUUCUUGUAGUCUUACAUGUCUGUUGG